Messenger RNA from Penicillium brevicompactum, 1356 nucleotides. RefSeq names its product CCDC90 family protein. Bases 1 to 1356 code for a protein of 451 amino acids. Lineage: Eukaryota; Fungi; Ascomycota; Eurotiomycetes; Eurotiales; Aspergillaceae. Gene Ontology annotation, cellular component: mitochondrion. The transcript has 2 exons. The record is from RefSeq and is a predicted model, not a curated record.
AUGGCGACCCCAAGGCUCCCUUUCCUGUAUCCAAAUUUGAUGCGGGCUGUGAGGGCUUGUGAACCUAGUACAUACCGCUCCCUCCGCUUGACCUAUCCCAAUUCGAGCAAUCGCCGCUUUCAUACCAGCCGCCGCCGGGAUCGCGAAGCCUACCAAAGACGCUACGGUCCAGCCGUUGAACCGAGUGUCUCAUCAUCGCGCAGCCAAAAGAGCACUUCAGACAAAGUGCCGGAAGAGGUUCCAGCGGAAGAAGAAGAAUCCUCGAGUCCCGCGGAGCAAGGGGAGGAUUCACCGGCAGAGUCCCUUUCGGACCAACCCCAGGAAAAUGCGGAAAACACUGCCGACACCCCGAAGCAUGAAUCUCCUACCCCGGCUCUAGAUGCGCAAGAUAUAUCAGAUGCUCGGAAAGAUGACCCUCCGACAGAUCGGGAGGCGCAUGAAGAAUUCGGGAAGGAUGCGGAGAGCUCUGAGCCCGAGGAGACCCAAUCUUCAUCGACCAAUACCUCCGAGGCCCCUUCUGCCGAGGACAAGCCGGAACCAUCUACAUUCAACAAUCAGACUCCGUUCGACGAUGUGCUUCAUAUGCCCUCCCCAUCUGUGUAUCUCACACCGUCCGAACAAUCCUCUUCGUCCGACGACCGUCCACACCUAUCUCCCGCACCCUAUGUACACCACUUCGAUACAUACUCGCUGGUCCAGGACCUCACAAAAGGCGGGUUCAGUCCUCAACACUCCAUCACCAUCAUGAAGGCCGUGCGAGCUAUUCUGCAGAACAAUCUUGACCUAGCCAAGGAAAGCUUGACCUCGAAAUCUGACGUUGAGAACGAAGAAUAUCUAUUCAAAGCAGCUUGCUCAGAGCUACAAUCAUCGCUCCAGACAGCGCGGAACUCGGAAAUUCAGCUCCAGCGUUCAUCGCGCACUCAAUUGCAGCAUGAAACGGAUAUCAUUUCCCAACGCGUGGGCCAGGAGAUUUCGGGUGUUAAAGAUGACAUCAAGGGCAUGUUCAAUGAUCACAAGAUGGUUACUCGUGAGCAGCAGCGGAGCAUCGAUACUUCGGUCCAGGAGUUGAAUUACAAAAUCACCGUGUCCCUGAACAGCGAUGGAAAGAGCGAGAUUGAAAGUCUGCGGUGGAUUCUGACAAGACGUGCUGCAAUGACGAUUGCCAUCUGUGCCUUCAUGAUUAUUGUCUUCCUCAAAUAUGCAUCCACACGCAAGGUUCCCGAGUCGAAGAGCACCAAGGAAGAAGAAAAGCCCAUCGUCAAGGAAAUCACCACUAAAACCCAAGUUAUCCAUGAUGCCGACCUUCAAACGAUGGAUUCCAGCGGUGGUGCGCACCUCGGUGAAUCUCUCGGGUGA